Messenger RNA from Nothobranchius furzeri (turquoise killifish), 11664 nucleotides. The record is from RefSeq and is a predicted model, not a curated record. Lineage: Eukaryota; Metazoa; Chordata; Actinopteri; Cyprinodontiformes; Nothobranchiidae.
UGACGCUGUAAUCGACACGCUGCCUGACGGAGUACAGCCACACUUCUGGAAUUUUGUUGAAUAAACCAGACGCCUUCUCGUUACGAGUGCCGUUCAGAUGCUGAGUGAGACAUACUUGAACUAAAAUGAAUGCAGCGACCUGCUGACGAUUCAGGGGCGUGCCUCAGCUUUUGAUGCUGCCGGGGACAAAGAGUGAACACUUCAAUUAGCACCAGUUAGGCUGGCGUCCACGGCCAUGUUCGUGGUUUAGUAUUAUUCACAUUCUGUCGUGGAAAGUUAUGUUUAUUAGAAAUGAAGAAGUCGUGGGAACCCCUGGCAUUUCAAGCAGAUCUUCUCGCUGGCUCACGUUGGGUCCGCCAGUCAGAGAGAAGAAGUCAAGGUCCCUGUUUUCAUGUCCACUGUUGUUGAAGACGUACUUGCUAAUCAUCAUCCUGGCAGGACACGCUUUUGGCAUCAACCCCCAUAACUCCAACCCCACCACUCCAGCAGCUGCACAGACUUCAGUUGAAGCUUCAGCUAAUCCAUCAUCUGCUGCUCCUUCCACCAUUCCUAUUUCCACAACGUCUGUACAGACAUCAGUAUUUUAUUUCCUCGAUGUCACUGUGGAUGUAACUGGACAGAAAAAAAAUGAAUCGGAAAUUAUUACCUGGCUGGAUCAGCUGUUCCAAACCAGUCUAACAAGCUGCUUGUCUCCAGACACUCAAGCAACAGCCGCUGCUGCAAAGACUUCAAAUGUAACAACAACACAACAAAUUUACAAUGUUACAACAGAAAUUCCUACAACAGUACUAAACAACAGCGUAACCACAAAUGCAACGUCAUCACCAUUAAAUGACCAUAAAACAAUAAUUAAUGCAACAUUAGAUAUAACCAACACAACCAUAGUUCCAGAGAAAACGUUGAAUGUCACUAACACAACCGAUGCUCCAGCUACAACGGUAAAUGUCAUCAACACAACCGAUGCUGAAGCUCCAAUGGUAAAUGAGACCAACACAACCAAUGCUCCAGCUCUAAUGGUAAAUGUGACCAACAUGACCGAUGCUGCAGCUCCAACGGUAAAUGUGACCAACACAACCAAUACUGCAGCUCCAAUGGUAAAUGCCAUCAACACAACCAAUGCUGCAGCUCUUAUGCUAAAUGUGAGCAUCACAACCAAUGCUCCAGCUUCAAUGGUAAAUGUCAUCAACACAACCGAUGCUGCAGCUCUAAUGGUAAAAGUGACCAACACAACCGAUGCUCCAGCUCUAAUGGUAAAUGGGGCCAACACAACCAAUGCUGCAGCUUCAACGGUAAAUUUCAUCAACCCAACCAAUGCUCCAGCUCUAAUGGUAAAUGUGACCAACACAACCGAUGCUCCAGCUCUAAUGGUAAAUGCGACCAACACAACCGAUUCUCCAGCUUCAACGGUAAAUGUCAUCAACACAACCAAUGAUGCAGCUCCAAUGGUAAUUGAGACCAACACAACCAAUGCUCUAGCUCCAACGGUAAAUGUGACCAACACAACCAAUGGUCCAGCUCUAAUGGUAAAUAUGACCAACACAACCAAUGGUCCAGCUCGAAUGUUAAAUGUGACCAACACAACCAAUGCUCCAGCUCUAAUGAUAAUUGUGACCAACACAACCGAUGCUCCAGCUCUCAUGGUAAAUGUGACCAGCACAACCGAUGCUCCAGGUUCUACAGUAAAUGUCAUCAACACAACCGAUGGUGCAGCUCCAAUGGUAAAUGAGACCAACACAACCAAUGCUCUAGCUCCAACGGUAAAUUUGACUAACACAACCAAUGCUCCAGCUCUAAUGUUAAAUGUGACCAACACAACCAGUGCUCCAGCUCUCAUGGUAAAUGUGACCAACACAACUGAUGCUGCAGUGGCAACAACCUUAAAUGUCAUCAAUACAAACAAUGGUCCAGUGACAAUAUUAAAUGUCACCAACACAACAAAUGCUCAACCACCAAUGUUAAAUGUAACCAACACAAGUGAUGCUCCAGUGACAACAAUCUUAAAUGCCACCAAUACAAUUGAUGCUCAAGCUCCAACAUUCAAUGUAACCAUCACAACAGAUGUUCAAGCCCCAACAACGUUAAAUGUCACACACACAAUUAAUGCUCCAGCUCCAACAAUCAAUGCCACCAGCACAACUGAUGCUCUAGCUCCACUGUUGAAUGUAACAAACAAAACCAAUGUUCCAGCUCCAACAUUAAAUGUAACCAUCACAACAAAUGUUCCAACCCCAACAACGUUAAAUGUCACCAACACAACUGAUGCUGCAGCUCCAAUGUUUAAUGUAACCAACAAAAGUAAUGCUCCAGAGACAACAACAUCAAUUAUCAUCAAAGCAGCAAAUUCUCCAGUGACAACAAUCCUAAAUAUCACAGAUAGAGAUUUGGCUGCAACAAAAGUAGUCAUAUUAAAUGAUACCAAAUCAACCACAGCUGAAACAGCAACAACAAUUGGCAACAAAACAACUGUCUCUGCACUAACAACACCAAUAAAUGGCAAUGAAACAACAUCCUUAAGUGGCAACAGAAUAACCACAGCUUCAACAACAAUAUUGUUAUCUGACAACAUGGUAACUACUGCUACCCCAAGAACUUUAAAUGUUAACACAACAGCAGCAACAACAAUGCUAAAAAACAAUAAAAUCACCAUUUCAGCUAGAGCAGAAUUAAAUGGCAAUGAAACAACUGCAGCAGCAGCAACAAUAUUCAAUGGCAACAAAAUAAAUGCAACAACAACUUUGAAUGGGAACAUAACGACAACAGCAGCAACAAAAAUAUCUAGUGGGAAACAAACUACUACAAAUGCAACAACAUCAAAUGGCAAUGAGAUGACAACAGCAGCAACAAAAAUAUCUAGUGGGAAACAAACUACUACAAAUGCAACAACAUCAAAUGGCAAUGAGAUGACAACAGCAGCAACAACAACUAUGUUAAAUGGAAACAAAAUGACUACAGCAGCAACAGCAAAAACAACUGUGUUAAAUGGCAAUAAGAUAACAGAAAGAACAACAUUAAAUGGUAACAGAACAACUGCAAUAGCAACAACAACGUUAAAUGGGAACCAAACUACUACAGCAACAAAAACAUUAAAUGGCAAUGAGAUAACAGCAGCAGCAACUAAGUUAAUUGGGAACCAAACAACUACAGAAGCAACAACAACAAUGUUGAAUGGAUAUGUGAUGACAGCAGCAACAACAACGUUAAAUGGCAAUGUGAUAACAAGAGCAGCAGCAACAUUAAAUGGGAACAAAACGAUUACAUCAGCAACAACAACUAUGUCAAAUGGCAAUGAGAUGCCAACAACAGCAACAACAACGAUAAAUGGGCAUCAAAUGACUACAGCAGGAACUACAAUGUCAAAUGGCAAUGAGAUGACUACAGCAGCAGUAACAAAAUUAAAUGGGAACCAAACGACUACAGCAGCAACAACAACAACGUUAAAUGGCAAUGAGAUGACUACAACAGCAGCAACAAUGUUAAUUGGGAACCAAACAACUACAGAAGCAACAACAAUGUCAAAUGGCAAUGAGAUGACAACAAAAGAAACAACAACUGUAAACGUACAACUAACAACUACAGCUGCAACAAGAAAAAUGUCAAAUGGCAAUGAGAUGACAACAGCAAAAACAACAUUUAAUGGGAACCAAACGACUACAGCAGCAACAACAACAAUGUCAAAUGGCAAUGAGAUGACAACAACAGCAACAACUACGUUCAAUGGGAACCAAACGACUACAGCAACAACAACAUUAAAUGGCAAUGAGAUGACAACAACAUCAAUGUCAAAUGGCAAUGAGAUGACAACAACCGCGACAACAUCAAUGUCAAAUGGCACUGAGAUGAAAACAACUGCAACAACAUCAAUGUCAAAUGGCACUGAGAUGAAAACAACUGCAACAACAUCAAUGUCAAAUGGCAAUGAGAUGACAACAGCAACAACAUCUAUGUCAAAUGGCAAUGAGAUGACAACAGCAACAACAUCAAUGUCAAAUGGCAAUGAGAUGACAACAGCAACAACAUCUAUGUCAAAUGGCAAUGAGAUGACAACAGCAACAACAUCUAUGUCAAAUGGCAAUGAGAUGACAACAACAGCAACAACAUCAAUGUCAAAUGGCAAUGAGAUGACAACAGCAACAACAUCAAUGUCAAAUGGCAAUGAGAUGACUACAGCAACAGCAUCAAUGUCAAACGGCAAUGAGAUGACAACAGCAACAACAUCAAUGUCAAAUGGCAAUGAGAUGACUACAGCAACAACAACAUUAAAUGGCAAUGAGAUGACAACAACAUCAAUGUCAAAUGGCAAUGAGAUGACAACAACCGCGACAACAUCAAUGUCAAAUGGCAAUGAGAUGACUACAGCAACAACAUCAAUGUCAAAUGGCAAUGAGAUGACUACAGCAACAACAUCAAUGUCAAAUGGCAAUGAGAUGACAACAGCAACAACAUCAAUGUCAAAUGGCAAUGAGAUGACUACAGCAACAACAACAUUAAAUGGCAAUGAGAUGACAACAACAUCAAUGUCAAAUGGCAAUGAGAUGACAACAACCGCGACAACAUCAAUGUCAAAUGGCACUGAGAUGAAAACAACUGCAACAACAUCAAUGUCAAAUGGCACUGAGAUGAAAACAACUGCAACAACAUCAAUGUCAAAUGGCAAUGAGAUGACAACAGCAACAACAUCUAUGUCAAAUGGCAAUGAGAUGACAACAGCAACAACAUCAAUGUCAAAUGGCAAUGAGAUGACAACAGCAACAACAUCUAUGUCAAAUGGCAAUGAGAUGACAACAGCAACAACAUCUAUGUCAAAUGGCAAUGAGAUGACAACAACAGCAACAACAUCAAUGUCAAAUGGCAAUGAGAUGACAACAGCAACAACAUCUAUGUCAAAUGGCACUGAGAUGACAACAACAGCAACAACAUCAAUGUCAAAUGGCAAUGAGAUGACAACAGCAACAACAUCAAUGUCAAAUGGCAAUGAGAUGACUACAGCAACAGCAUCAAUGUCAAACGGCAAUGAGAUAACAACAACAGCAACAACAUCAAUGUCAAAUGGCAAUGAGAUGACAAAAACAGCAACAACAAUAAUGUCAAAUGGCAAUGAGAUGACAACAGCAACAACAUCAAUGUCAAAUGGCAAUGAGAUGACAACAGCAACAACAUCAAUGUCAAAUGGCAAUGAGAUGACAACAACAGCAACAACUACGUUCAAUGGGAACCAAACGACUACAGCAACAACAACAUUAAAUGGCAAUGAGAUGACAACAACAUCAACGUCAAAUGGCAAUGAGAUGACAACAACCGCGACAACAUCAAUGUCAAAUGGCAAUGAGAUGACAAAAACAGCAACAACAUCAAUGUCAAAUGGCAAUGAGAUGACAACAGCAACAACAUCAAUGUCAAAUGGCAAUGAGAUGACAACAACAGCACCAUCAGUGCCAAAUGGCAAUGAGAUGACAACAACAGCAACAACUACGUUCAAUGGGAACCAAACGACUACAGCAACAACAUUAAAUGGCAAUGAGAUGACAACAACAUCAAUGUCAAAUGGCAAUGAGAUGACAACAACCGCGACAACAUCAAUGUCAAAUGGCAAUGAGAUGACAACAGCAACAACAUCUAUGUCAAAUGGCAAUGAGAUGACAACAACAGCAACAACAUCAAUGUCAAAUGGCAAUGAGAUGACAACAGCAACAGCAUCAAUGUCAAAUGGCAAUGAGAUGACAACAGCAACACCAUCAAUGCCAAAUGGCAAUGAGAUGACAACAGCAGCAACAACAACAAUGGUAAAUGGGCAUCAUAUGAAUACAGCAGCAACAACAACAAUGUUAAAUGGCAAUGAGAUGCCAACAACAGCAACAACAACUGUAAAUGAGCAACAAAUGACUACAGCAGCAAUAACAACUAUGUCAAAUGGGUUUGAGAUGACAACAACAGCAACAACAAUGUUAAAUGGGAAUCAAACGACUACAACAGCAACAACUGUAAAUGAACAACAAACAACUAUAGCAGCAACAACAACAACAAUGUCAAAUGGCAAAGAGAUGACAGCAACAGCAACUGUAAAUGAGCAACAAACAGCUACAGCAGCAACAACAACAAAGUCAAAUGGCAUUGAAAUGACAACAACAGCAACAACAAUGUUAAAUGGGAACCCAAAAACUAUAGCAGCAAAAAUAACAAUGUUAAAAGACAAUGAGAUGACAACAGCAGAAAAAACAAUGGUAAAUGGCUAUGAGAUCACAACAACAGCAACAGCAAUGUUAAAUGGGAACCAAACGACUAUGGCAGCAAAAAUAACAACUUUCAACGACAAUGAGAUGACAAAAACAGCAACAACAACUGUAAAUGAGCAACAAACAACUACAGCAACAACAACAACAAUGUCAAAUGGCAAUGAGAUGACAACUGCAGUGACAACAACUGUAAAUGAGCAACAAACGACUAUAGCAACAAAAAUAACUAUGUUAAAAGACAAUAUGAUGACAACUGCAGUGACAACAACAACAAUGUCAAAUGGCAAUAAGAUGAGAACAGCAACAACAACUGUAAAUGAGCAACAAACAACUACAGCAGCAACAACAACAAUGUCAAAUGGGAACCAAACGACUAUGGCAGCAAAAAUAACAACUUUAAAGGACAAUGAGAUGACAAAAACAGCAACAACAACAACUGUAAAUGAGCAACAAACAACUACAGCACCACCAACAACAAUGUCAAAUGGCAAUGAGAUGAGAACAGCAGCAACAACAACUGUAAAGGAGCAACAAACAACUACAUCAGCAACAACAACAAUGUCCAAUGGCAAUGAGAUGACAACAACAGCACCAACAACUGUAAAUGAGCAACAAACAACUACAGCAGCAACAACAACAAUGUCCAAUGGCAAUGAGAUGACAACAACAGAACCAACAACUGUAAAUGAGCAACAAACAACUACAGCAGCAACAACAACAAUGUCCAAUGGCAAUGAGAUGACAACAACAGCACCAACAACUGUAAAUGAGCAACAAACAACUACAGCAGCAACAACAACAUUGUCAAAUGGCAAUGAGAUGACAACAGCAGUAACAACAACGGUAAAUGAGCAACAAACACCCACAGCAGCAACAACAACAGUGCCAAAUGGCAAUGAGAUGACAACUGUAGCGACAACAAUGUUAAAUGGAAACCAAACAACUACAAGAGGAACAACUGUAAAUGAGCAACAAACAACUACAGCUGCAACAACAACAUUGUCAAAUGGCAAUGACAUGACAACAACAGCAACAACAACAACAAUGUCAAAUGGCAAUAAGAUGACAAUAACAGCAACAACUGUAAAUGAGCAACAAACUACUACAGCAGCAACAACAACAAUGUUAAAUGGCAAUGACAUGACAACAGCAGCAACAACAAUAAUGUUAAAUGGAAACAAAAUGACUACUACUACAACAGCAAAUCCAACUAAUACUAUAUCUUCAAAGCAGAAUUCAAGCUCAUCAUUGAUUUCACAAGUAAUAUCUUUGGUAACUGCAGUAUCUAAUGUUGUGCAGAUAGCUGCUUCCCCAAAUCGCGUGAAACGGCAAAUCAGUGACAACCUUCAAAGCAGUUUUAUCCGUACUGACACAAGUCUCUUAUUUCAAGGAAUAGAAGUUUCGUGUGCUCUAAAAACUGAAAUAAACAACACUAGGUGCUCUGUGGUGCUGAGGCUAAACCAGACACUACCUGCUUGCUGCAUCCUCCAAACACUCUGUGCAGCCAGUAGGAAUUCUCCUAACAUCAGCGUGGUGGGAAACAGAGCUGAUAAAACAAGUUCACUUCAGCAGUGCAGCAGUAAUCCAGAGGAAAACAGCUGCAUUUAUUCUGGUUCACUAAAUGCAUUAUGUGAAGAGUCUGGGCCUUUUUACACUGUUCCAGCAAAUAACUCAGCAAACUGCAGUGCAGUUUCAGGCAACUGCAGCUGUUCAGCUUAUUGCAACAGAUCUGACGCCUACUACACCUUUUCAUUUUUAAUACAAGAUCCCAUGAUGAACUCUUCAUACAUCUCCUCCCUGAUUUCUACCCUGAAACAAACAGUUUGCUUUGACAGCAUGAGUAGUACAUGUCUGUCAUCCAUUAUUGCAUCUAAAUACAAGAAUGCCAGUGUGGUCUGUGAACAGUCUGCAACAUUUCAAAGCUGCAAAGGGAUUUUAGGUUUUGGGCACGAGAUCCCGAUCUGUUCAGUAGCAGCAGCUGUGAGGAAUGUGUUUCAGCUGGAAGAACAGAUCCUUUUCACAGGGGAAGUGAGACGAGCAGCAAUUUGUGGAAAUCUGAAAGUCAGCAACGACCCACUGGACUCCCAGUUCACCUGGACUGACAGUAACCUGAAACCUGCAAACUUCUGUACACAAGCACAGAACCCUCACACCCUCGCAUGUCAAAAUGGAACAAAUUUGAUUGUGCAGCUGGACGAGUUGUGUGAUGCAAGUGUUGUGUCAACUACAACAAACCCAUCAACCUCACAGCCAGACGCCAAUGUUACAACCUCACAGCCAAACAUGACAACCUCACAGCCAGACACCAAUGUUACAACCUCACAGCCAAACAUGACAACCUCACAGCCAGACACCAAUGUUACAACCUCACAGCCAAACAUGACAACCUCACAGCCAGACACCAAUGUUACAACCUCACAGCCAAACAUGACAGCCUCACAGCCAGACACCAAUGUUACAACCUCACAGCCAAACAUGACAACCUCACAGCCAGACACCAAUGUUACAACCUCACAGUCAAACAUGACAACCUCACAGCCAGACACCAAUGUUACAACCUCACAGCCAGACACCAACUUUACAUCCUCCCAACAAAACAACAAUGUGACAACCUCACUGCCAGACACCAAUGUUACAACCUCCCUGCCAGGUAAUGUUACUACCGGCCAACAAGACACCAAUGUUACAACCUCCCAGCAAGACAACAAUGUUACAACCUCCCUGCCAGGUAAUGUUACUACCGGCCAACAAGACACCAACGUUACAACCUCCCAACAAGACAACAAUGUGACAACCUCACUGCCAGACAACAUGACAACCUCCUUACCAAGUAGCAUGACUACCUCACAGCCAUAUGCCACUACCCUGUCUCAAAAUGAGACAGCAUUCACCCCAAAGCCACCAGCAACAACUCAACCAAACACAACAACAACAACAAAGCCACUACAAAAUACAACAAGAAGCCCAGAAAAGACAACAUCUGCUGACAGAAGCACAGCAACAACAAUCACUACAACUAACUCUGGGAACUCUUCAGCUGAAAGUCAGGCCGACCGACUGCUGCAGAUGACCGGAGACAUGUCUAACCUGACCUCUGCAGAUUUAGAAAAUCUGGUCUCUGAACUGGAGAAACUUCUGUCAGGUCCAACUGUGAGCCUGGCUCUGGGAAACAUCUCCAUCCAUGUUGUCAGCAAUCUGUUGGGCGCCUCACCUGAGAAGAUGUUGGGCUUCUCCAGAAGGAUAAUUGGGAUUGUUGACACGGUGGGGUUGAAGCUGGUAGUUGGAGCAAAAGCUGAGACCCUGUUGUCUCCAGCAUUGGCGCUGUCAGUGAAACCAGCAGAUGGAGCUCAUUUUCAAGAAGCAUCUUUUUCCAUCUCAGAUCCAAACAAUGUACAGACCCGAGCAAACUCUAGGCUGAAAAGAAGUGUGGCGGCAGUUUCCUCCAUCCCUCAAGGCUCCAUCACACUACCUUCUACUCUCACACAGAAUCUAACUAGCGAGGAACAGAACCAGGUCUCCAGACUCCAGUUCAACUUCUAUCAGAAGAGCACGCUGUUCCAGGACCAAGCGUUAGGUCAGCGUAAACUCAACAGUGGGAUUAUUGGAGCCAGUGCUGCCAAUCUGUCCAUCAGAGGGCUGCAGGACAGGGUGAUAAUCCGUCUGAGAAACACAGUACCGGUUCCAGCUAAUUUUGUAGCAACUUGUGUUUUCUGGGACUUCAGAUUGAAGAAUGGAUCCGGUGGUUGGAAUUCAAAUGGCUGCAUCGUCCAAAACACAACAGACAAUGAGACUAUUUGUGGAUGCAACCAUUUAACCAGUUUUGCUAUCCUGCUGGACAUCUCCAGGCAGCCUACAAUCAGUCUUGUUCAGAACACCAUCCUCACCUUCAUCACAUAUAUCGGAUGUGGAGUUUCGGCCAUCUUCCUCUCCUUAACUCUCUUAACUUAUUUGGCUUUUGGAAAGUUGCGUAAAGACAUCCCAUCUAAGAUUCUGAUUGAGCUGUGCUUCGCCCUGCUCUUCCUCAACCUGGUCUUCCUGGUGGAUGCGUGGCUGUCUCUUUAUCCGGAUGCCAUGGGCCUUUGCAUCUCUACAGCCUGGUUCCUUCACUACUUCCUGCUGGUUGUCUUCACCUGGAUGGGGCUGGAGGGUGUCCACAUGUACUUGGCUAUUGUGAAAGUCUUCAAUAACUUCAUGUCACACUACAUGCUGAAGUUCUCCCUGGUGGGCUGGGGCGUCCCCAUGCUUGUAGUCAUCAUCGUCAUUGCAAUAGACAAAAAUAACUACGGCCUUGUGUCCUACGGAAAGUUUGUAGAUGGGACUUCUGAUGAUUUCUGCUGGCUAAAAAACGAUAUUGCCUUCUACGUCGCAGUAGUAGCCUACUUCUGUGUCAUUUUCGUCUUCAACUUCAUCAUGUUCAUUAUAGUUCUGGUCCAGCUGCAUCGGGUCAAAAAUCAGAAUCCUCACAAUAAUAAGCAUCGUACAACAAUUCAGGAUGUGCGCAGCGUGAUCGGGAUAUCCAUCCUCUUAGGCCUCACUUGGGGCUUUGCCUUUUUUGCCUGGGGGCCUCUUAAUCUGGCCUUCAUGUACCUCUUUGCCAUCUUCAACUCUCUUCAAGGUUUCUUCAUAUUUGUCUUCCAUUGUGCGGUGAAGGAGACCGUGAGAAGGCAAUGGAGGACAUAUCUGUGCUGUGGCAGAAUGAGGCUUCUAGAAAACUCAGAGUGGAGUCGUACUGCAACACAGAAAACCACAAAGAGGUCCCCUCUGACGUCUGUUCACUCCUCACACAACUCCCCCAGAUCCUCUUCAUUUCUUGUCAGCAACUCUUCAAAUGGCAUCAGUAGUCCUUUUAGCGAUCGAACCAUCACAGCUGAUGAAGAUCCAGGAAGUGACGUGGUUCUCAAUGAGAUCAACAACCAGUACAGACACCAACAUACAUCCUGAUCCAACUAAAACACUAAAAUAUUAUUACAUGUAAAUAAGCAGAGUAACUUAUUUAUAUUUUAUAAAGUUGACUAAAAGCACUUUUUAAGCAAAAAGCACAUUAUUUGUAUUGCAUGUUACUUUUACAAAGAACCUUAUUCUCUCUCUCUCUCUCUCUCUCUCUCUCUCUCUCUCUCUCUCUCUCUCUCUCUCUCUCUCUCUCUCUCUCUCUCUCUCUCUCUCUCUCUCUCUCUCUCUCUCUCUCUCUCUCUCUCUCUCUCUCUCUCUCUCUCUCUCUCUCUCUCUCUCUCUCUCUCUCUCUCUCUCUCUCUCUCUCUCUCUCUCUCUCUCUCUCUCUCUCUCUCUCUCUCUCUCUCUCUCUCUCUCUCGCAAUAAAUAUACGUAUCAAGUUAAACCCGGGGGUCUCUUGUCAUUCACUUUAAUAAAUGUUUUAAAUGAAAAUAAGAAUUUUGAGAUGACAGUUGUUUAAAGAUCCACUUUGUUUCUGCAUCCG